AUUCUUGACUCGCAGCCAUAGGAAACCCGCAUCUGUCAGUAUCAACAACCACUGCAGCCUGUGAAUCGAAUUCCAUGAAUACCAAAGAUCCAACACAUAUAUUGCUUCCACUAUACGCCUGGCCACUAUGAGCGGGCGGCUCUUGUCAGCCAGGCUUCAGCCUCUGGCACGUCGAGCCAACACACAAGCAGCGCGUCACUUCCAUCACCACACGACCUCCUCCGCCGGCGGCCUCCUUAGAUCAGAUUCUGCUGUCCGAGCAGCGCGCAGAAGGAUAUGGCCUGCUGGGUACACGCCAUUCUCUAAUGUAGUGGCGGUGCGGAAUGCUUCUUUCGCACGAAUACUGCCCAAGUUGCUCCUGAAGUUUGCCAGGAUACCAGCACUUUUUGGUGGAGCAACAAUUGCUGGUUUAGCAUAUGUACAAUACCAGGCUACUCAGGCGGGAAACUAUGUUGCUGGUGUGUUCAAUAAAACGACGGAGACAGUGACAGGUGUAGCUGGUGGACUAUUCGGAAACGCGAAAGAGAUCGUGGACCAAACACGGCGAGGAUGGGAGAAUACAAAGGAUCAGGUCGAAUUGCCGGAUUGGAUGCAGAAGAUAUUACGAAUUCACGAAGAAAUUGGUGAAGGGAAGGGCAGCACAGGUGGUGAAGGGGGCCCAGGAGGAGAGCAGCCGAAACAAAGUAGGAUGGGAGCUGCUGCUGUAGGAGGCACCGCUGCCGCAUAUGGGUACGAGCAAUCGACGGAGGAGGACACCCGAAGUGGAGAGGAGGUUGCUCGAGACGACCAGAUGAUGGUUUUAACCAAGAAGAUGAUUGAGAUUCGGACUAUAUUGCAGACUGUUGGGCAGUCCAAUGCUUUGACCUUGCCAUCAAUUGUGGUCAUUGGAUCUCAAUCAUCGGGAAAGAGUUCGGUACUGGAAGCUAUUGUUGGACAUGAAUUCCUCCCAAAGGGGUCGAAUAUGGUUACACGGCGGCCCAUCGAAUUGACUCUCGUCAAUACCCCUGAUGCCCAAGCCGAGUAUGGAGAAUUUCCAGCGCUUGGUCUGGGAAAGAUCACAGACUUUUCCCACAUCCAAAGGACGUUGACUGAGCUCAACUUGGCUGUCCCAGACUCAGAAUGCGUCUCAGACGAUCCCAUUCAGCUCACAAUUUCGUCUCCUCAUGUCCCAGAUCUAUCACUGAUAGAUUUACCUGGAUAUAUCCAAGUUGUGGGACACGAUCAGCCAGCAGAGCUAAAGCAGAAGAUUUCUGAUCUCUGUGACAAAUAUAUUCAGCCUCCGAAUGUGAUCCUGGCAAUCUCAGCGGCGGAUGUGGAUCUGGCAAACUCCACAGCUCUUCGAGCAAGCCGAAGAGUCGAUCCAAGAGGAGAACGAACCAUUGGCGUCGUCACGAAGAUGGACCUUGUUGACGCCCCAAGGGGAGCGUCCAUCCUCAAUGAUCGAAAAUAUCCAUUACGGCUGGGCUAUGUUGGUGUGGUGUCACGAGUACCACCUCAAGCUUCAAGCCUAUUUAAGAGAGGGAAUGGCAAUAUUGCCACUGCUAUCUCUAAGAACGAGCAUGCUUAUUUCUCUGCGCACCCGCUUGAAUUUGGCCCUGAAGCUGGAGUCAAUGUAGGGACAACUACACUUCGGAAGAAAUUGAUGCACGUGCUUGAGCAAACCAUGGCGGCCAGUCUUCAAAGCACAGGCGAUGCCAUCCGGCAAGAACUCGAGGAAGCUACUUACGAGUUCAAGGUCCAGUACAACGACCGACCCUUGUCGGCAGAGUCAUAUCUGGCUGAAAGCUUGGAUUCCUUCAAGCACUCGUUCAAGGAAUUCACAGAGAACUUUGGGCGACCUCAAGUUCGAGAAUUGUUGAAAGAAGAGCUGGAUCAAAAGGUUCUGGAUCUUCUGGCCUCGCGAUACUGGAACAAGCCAGUCACGAAUCUCUCACCACCUCCUCCCGAGCCGGACUCUCUCGCCGAUCUGCCCACUGCUGACCCAGAAUCCCUCUACUGGCACCGCAAGCUCGAUGCCUCAACCUCUGCUCUCACAAAAUUGGGCAUUGGCCGUCUAGCAACAACAGUAGUCGCAAACGCAAUCCAGGCACACGUUGACCGGCUCAUCGCUCAAAGCACCUUCGCCUCACAUCCCUUCGCCCGACAAGCUAUCACCGAUGCUGCAUCCGGAAUUCUCAACGAGCGCUUCUAUAGCACUUCCGACCAAGUAGAAAACUGCAUCAAGCCCUAUAAAUUUGAAAUCGAUGUCGAAGACGGGGAAUGGACUCGAGGCCGCGAAAGCGUGGCUGGUGUAUUGAAGAAAGAGUUGAAGGAUUGCGAGGACGCGGUAAAGGCUGUAGAGAAGAAUGUCGGCGGGAAGAGGAAGUUGAAAGAUGUAAUGGGUUUUGUGGAUAAGGCGAGGAACGGAGAGGUUGAGGUGGUGGGUGAUGGAGCGAGUGGCGCUGGGGGCUUCUCCUCUGACUUGCUGCAAAGAGGCAAAGAAGCAGUCUUCCUCCGUGACCGCGCCCAACUCCUGCGCCUCCGCCUCUCCGCCCUCAAAUCCCCACCGUGCAACACCUCCCACCCCAAUGCAAACCCGAACGCCAAAUACGCUUGUCCCGAAAUCUUCCUGGACGUGGUCUCCACGAAACUCACUUCCACCGCCGUGCUAUUCCUGAACGUUGAGCUUCUUUCAGAAUUUUUCUAUCAGUUCCCACGGGAGUUGGAUGUUAGGCUGGGGAGAGGACUGAGUAAAGAGGAGGUGGAGAGGUUCGCGAAAGAGGACCCGAGGGUUAGAGGCCACUUGGAGGUUAUUAGACGGAAGGAGUUACUUCAGCUUGUGUUGGAGAAGAUGGAGGGGUUGAGGGAAUUGAAUGUUGAGGAACGGGGGAGGAGGAAGGUUGAGAAGGAGAAGGGGAGGAAGGGGGGAUGGAGUUUGUUUUGAUUGAAUGGAAAAGGGGGUUUAAUGAGAUACGGCACAACAAGGUGGUAGGCGUUCGGCUCGAGGUAUCACUGCUUUCAAUUCCCCACUUCAGUUCGGUCAAAGGUAGAUGUAGAUUGUGCUUUUCAGCGAUUGGAUGGGUUAUGAGAUAUGAAAUUGUAUGAUACACCCAAUUUCACAUUUCCCCUCUCUCCCUCUCUUGCGUCUUGUGGGACCAGAUCAGUCUGGAGCAAUUGGACAUGACAUAUUGCCAGUGAUCGUCGAUAUUCUGUUACAGUUUGUGCAUCAGAUCUGCGAGGCAUAUAAAAUUGGGCCGUCGUUCUAAGUUCAAGAGGCAGACAGUCCAACAUAGAUGACGC
Messenger RNA from Hyaloscypha bicolor E, 3279 nucleotides. RefSeq lists its product as uncharacterized. Bases 128 to 2923 code for a protein of 931 amino acids. Gene Ontology annotation, cellular component: membrane; cytoplasm; microtubule. NCBI's taxonomy places the organism in Eukaryota, Fungi, Ascomycota, Leotiomycetes, Helotiales, Hyaloscyphaceae. The record is from RefSeq and is a predicted model, not a curated record. The transcript has 3 exons. Gene Ontology annotation, molecular function: microtubule binding; GTP binding; GTPase activity.